Necator americanus (New World hookworm) is the source of this 450-nucleotide messenger RNA. RefSeq lists its product as uncharacterized. The transcript has a single exon. NCBI's taxonomy places the organism in Eukaryota, Metazoa, Nematoda, Chromadorea, Rhabditida, Ancylostomatidae. The coding region runs from base 1 to 450 and encodes 149 amino acids. The record is from RefSeq and is a predicted model, not a curated record.
AUGCCGCUCUGUCUCACCUUCAUCGACUUGAACAAGGCCUUCGACUCAGUUGAGACGGAAGCGGUCGUGGAAGCCUUGGACAACCAAGGCGUCCCUACUCAGUACAUAAAGGUACUUCGAGAGUUGUACAAUAACUUCACGACCGGGAUUUCACCAUUCUACAAGAACAUCAUCAUUGACGUGAAGAGGGGGGUCCGACAGGGUGAUACAAUUUCACCCAAAAUAUUCACAGCCACCCUCGAGAACGCAGUGCGAAAGUCGGAAUGGGACGACAUAGGAGUGAAGGUUGAUGGUCGGCAGCUACACCAUUUGCGCUUUGCUGAUGAAAUCCUACUGAUAACAUCCAGCAUCAGCCAAGCGAAACGAAUGCUGACCGAAUUCGACGGAACAUGUGGAUGCAUCGGUCUUCAUUUGAAUCUGCAAAAGGCGAUGUUAAUGCAUAGCGGAUAG